GUCAGUGACCCAGCGCGUAAUACAUAAUUAAUUUCUUAUUUAUUAUUUCAGGUUUAAAAAUAUCGACUUUUGGUAUUGAUUUGAUUCCAAAACAAUAAUGUCCGCAUCUACCGUCUCGAUCACCGCCAACCCAGCGUCGGCGACUCCUCGCCGGCGUUCCCUCGUCACCGAGAAGAUAUCGAACGUCGAAGCAGUGGUCGUUGAUCCGAACGCUAAUGGAAUUAACCGUAUGGAAGACAAAACCGCUGCCGGUGCCGCCGCUGCCACUGCCGGUCUCAGUAGAGAUCUGAGCCACCAUUCGGGUCGUACCGAGCCGUCAAAGGACUCAAUGCAAGCGAGAAAGGUCACCGUGGGUCAAAACUCUAACGGCCUGCCCCGGCGGUCGCGGAAAGUAGCGGUUAACAAGACUGAGAAACCGCGGUGGUUGACCGCGGUUAGUAUUUUUGGUAAGAACUUAGCGUUUUUGCUUGUUUUGGUUGGCUUAGCGCAGAUUAUUAGGAGAUUGACAUUGAAAUCAGAGGAUGUUAGUGUCGUUGGGACAGAAAUGGGAUUGACAGAAUUCGAGGGUAGGGUUGCUGAGGUUGAGAGUUUCUUGAAAACAACGGCUAAUAUGAUUCAAGUUCAGGUAGAUGUUUUUGAUAAGAAAAUCGAAAACGAAAUUGGUGGUUUAAAGAGGGAAAUGAAUGAGAGAAUUGAGGGCCAAACUGCGUUAUUGGAGAAAUUGAAAAAAUUGGAGGAAAAGAGUGAGGAAUUAGGUAAAUCCUUGAGUGAAUUGAAGAGUGCGGAUUUGUUGACAAAGGAAGAGUUUGAAAAGAUGUAUGAACAAAUGUUAAAGGAGAAGGGUGAAAAUGGUAAGUCUGAGAAUCCAGUGAGUUUAAGUGAUCUAGGAGCCUACGCUAGAGAAAUUGUUAAGAACGAGAUUGAGAAGCAUGCCUCGGAUGGGCUCGGCAGGGUUGAUUAUGCUUUGUCUUCAGGUGGGGGAAAGGUUGUUCGGCAUUCAGAGCCAUUUCUUGGUGGGAAGGGAAUCAACUGGUUUUUGAAAAGUAGUCAAAAUGGGGUUCACAGGGAUGCAGACAAGAUAUUGAAGCCAAGUUUUGGAGAGCCUGGGCAGUGCUUUCCAUUGAAAGGAAGCAGUGGGUUUGUUCAGAUUAAGCUCCGCACGGCUAUUAUCCCAGAGGCUGUUACUUUGGAGCAUGUUGCCAAGAGUGUGGCAUACGACAGAUCAAGUGCACCCAAGGAUUGCCGAGUCUAUGGCUGGCAGCUGCAAGGCGGUGAUCCUGGUUUUGCAGUUGAUUCCAAAAAGAUGUUCCUUUUGGCAGAAUUCACGUAUGACCUUGAAAAGAGCAAUGCUCAGACCUUUGAUGUAUUGGAUACAGCAGGAAUCGGUAUUGUUGACACAGUCAGGCUGGACUUUUCUUCCAACCAUGGAAGUGCUUCACAUACCUGCAUUUAUCGUUUGAGGGUGCACGGUCAUGAGCCCGAUUCCGUUUCAAUGGUGAAAACAGAGUCGUGAUCCGUAUCAUAUUUGUGAUGCUCACUCUUCUUGGUAAUCGCUGAUUCUGUCUACUAACCUGUAAGAAUUUCUUGUGCGUAGCAAAUGAGUGUGAAUCUAUUUUUGUGUUUCCACUUUUCGGUUAGGUCCUACAUGACUUGGAACAAUGAUUCGAUUUGUCCGAACCAGAAAUAGAUGAACUUUAGUUUCCCUGUAGGCAAAGUUUUAUAGAAUUUUGUUUCAUAGGCGAUAGUCGGAAAACUCGGAAUGGUAUGUUGUAGACUUAACAGUGUGCAUUCAUGUCUUUUUUCCAUAUGUCA
Messenger RNA from Hibiscus syriacus, 1812 nucleotides. Its product is annotated as SUN domain-containing protein 1-like. Gene Ontology annotation, cellular component: nuclear envelope. Gene Ontology annotation, molecular function: protein-membrane adaptor activity. The coding region runs from base 98 to 1513 and encodes 471 amino acids. The transcript is spliced from 2 exons. Lineage: Eukaryota; Viridiplantae; Streptophyta; Magnoliopsida; Malvales; Malvaceae. The record is from RefSeq and is a predicted model, not a curated record. Gene Ontology annotation, biological process: nuclear envelope organization.